UGGGUUUUUGUUCUACUGUUUCCUUUGCUUUCUCUUUCUCUUGUUCUGUUAUUUUAUGUCUGAUUUAAAUAUUAUAUAUAUAUGUAUGUACAAAGACAGAGACAGAGAGAGUCCCCAAUUUUAAAAUACAUUAAAAAAAUUUAGUUUUUUUUAUGGAUGAUUUGAUCUAAUGCACUCAAAGAAUUACACCCAUGGUAUUUAGAUUUUAGCACAUUGUGUUGGGGAUAAUUUAAAAAAGUUGGUUUCUUUGAGGUGGGAUUUCAUGGGUUGAAGGUAAAGAAUAAAUUAAUGGGUAGCUUGAGCGAAGAAGAGUAUCAUUUUUUUGAUGCAAAUGAAGAGAUUGCAUCAAAUUCUGAUGCAAAGUCUGAGAAUUUAGAGCCAUUUGAUUCUCUAUGUAGUGGUUAUAGUUUGGUUCCGAAUUGUCCACAUUUCGAAGUGUGGGUGAAGAGUCCCAUAAGUGUGGAGGAGAGGAGGGAUAGGUUCUUGAAUUGGAUGAGAAUGGGGUUGAAUGAGAGUGGAAAUGGGAGUUCAUUUGAGGGUGAGGUUGAUCGAGUUAGGGAAAGUAGCGGGGCUGUGUUGAGAAAUUCGGUUUUCGAGGAUGAGUUUUAUUCGAGUAGGUCUAUAGUGUCGUGUUUGAGUAUCGAUAGCUCCAAUUCGUUGGAGGAGUUGAGUUCGAAGGGAAUUUUUUUAUCCAGGGAGGUGAAUUGUGGAGGAGGAAUGGCGUGUAGUGAUGAAGUCGAUACCUCUGUAACAGCUGAGGAAUCCGACAAUACUUCUGGGUCGACUUCGUCGUUUCAGCAACUUAUGCAGAAGGAAAAUGAGGAAACGAGUAGUUUGGCAUGUUCCCAAAUAACUGUGAAGAAGCGGUGGUUGAACAGAUUACGAUCCAUAGCUUGUGCUGUCGACAAUCAGCGGGGAGCUGAAAAACUGAGGCGUGAUGAUGAUGAUGCGUUUUUGCAGUACAGAGUACAGAGAGUUAAGGUUCGUCAAUCUGGGAAGCGUACGAAGGAGCUUUCAGCUUUAUACAAGGGGCAAGAUAUCCAGGCACACGAGGGGUCAAUUCGGACAAUGAAAUUCAGUCCUGAUGGGCAGUACCUUGCAAGUGCCGGAGAAGAUAAGGUUGUACGUGUAUGGCAGGUUAUGGAGGAUCAGCGAUCAAACGAACUUGAUAUUCCAGAAAUAGAUCCAUCAUGUGUAUACUUCACUGUCAAUCAUCUGUCUGAGUUGAAACCCUUGUUCAUUGAUAAAGAGAGAAGAGCUAAAUUGAGGAGCUUGAGAAAAACAUCGGAUUCUGCUUGUGUCGUUUUCCCUCCAAAAGUAUUCCGCAUGGUGGAGAAACCUUUGCAUGAGUUCCGUGGGCACACGGGAGAAAUCUUGGAUCUCUCCUGGUCAAAGGAUCAUCAUCUAUUGUCAGCUUCGGAGGAUAAAACAGUUCGUCUAUGGCAAGUAGGAAGUGAUCAUUGUUUCAGAGUCUUUUCACAUAGUAAUUAUGUGACCUGUGUUCAAUUCAACCCUGUGAACAAUAAUUACUUCAUGAGUGGUUCCAUAGACGGAAAAAUUCGCAUUUGGGCAAUCUCUAGUUGCCAAGUUGUUGAUUGGACUGAUAUAAAAGAAAUAGUUACUGCAGUUUGUUAUCAUCCAGAUGGGCAGGGAGGGAUUGUUGGCUCCAUGGAAGGCAAUUGCCGCUUUUUCAAUAUGUCAGACAGUCAUUUGCAACUGGAUGCCGAGAUAUGCUUACACAGUAAAAAGAAAUCAGUUUGCAAAACUAUAACUGGCUUCCAGUUCUCACCACAAGACUCGACAAAAGUAAUGGUAACAUCUGCUGAUUCACAAGUUAGAAUUCUUCAAGGGCUUAAUGUAAUCGGCAAAUACAAGGGUGUGAAAAAUGCAUCAAGCCAGCUGUCUGCAUCUUUUACUUCGGAUGGAAAGCAUAUUGUCUCGGCUUGUGAGGAUUCCAACGUUUAUGUCUGGAAUUGUAAUAAUCAACAAGAAUAUGUUUCGACACAAGCAAAGAAGGUAACAUCUUGCGAGCGUUUCUCCACAAAUGCAUCGAUUGCAAUACCUUGGAGCGGCAUGAGACAUGCAAAUUUAGAAAAUGGAUGGAGUUUUCAUAACCGAAAUGAUUAUCCAACAGAAGUCAUGUCGUUUUCUUCACCAGCUCGCUUUUCUCUGGGUCAAGAAUAUUUCUUGGAGUCUUAUCCCAAAGGUUCCGCAACUUGGCCAGAGGAAAAGCUUCCUGUGUCAAGCUCGCUGUCCUCAUCAUCAAGAAUGAAUAAAUCCCAUUGCAAAUUUUUGGAAGCUUCGUGUCAGAACACAGCAGUUUCGCAUGCAUGGGGUCUCGUCAUUGUGACUGCAGGAUGGGAUGGACGGAUUAGAUCAUUUCAUAAUUAUGGUUUACCUGUAGCAGUCUGACAGAAUUCAUCCUCAAGACUUGGAAUACUAUAGUAUCCUGCAAAUCAGGUGCUUGACGGGUUUAUCAAGCAGUGUAGAUUUGCAUGAUUGAUGCAGUUUAGAUGGAUCUCUGAUGAUACGAGCUGGGCCCAGGGCUAUGCUAGAAUGGAAUUACGUCAUGACAAGCGGAAACAGUGGGGUGGUUGCGAAUCUGACGAUGAAAUCCAGCUUGGAAUGUUAAGUGGCUAAGGUUAGCUUAUCUGAAUGCCGAGCUCAUCAGCUCAAUCUUACGAUUUAUUGAUUUGUUACUUUGAGAAAUUUUUGUCUGCAAGGCAUGUGUUAGGAGAGAGACGCAAUUAGAGAUAUUAUCGCCUUAUAAUGGAGGUUCCGUAGGACCUUCUAUAGAACUUUUUUCCCUUGGCUUGUUAAAAUGGGAGGUGGGAAUCCAUCUUGAGUGGCUCAAGUUAAUUCAGGAAAAAAAAUGGUGGGAGCCUUACCAUUAUAACAUGUUGGCUGAUCUAAAUGAUUGAAUUGUUUGUCUGCCAUUUUAUACGUCAUGGUAGGGUCAAAUUCAUCUGAGCUUGACGACGGUGGGGUUGUAUUUGGACGCCUUUUUUCGAUCUACUGAAUGGCUCGUUCGGUACUAAAAGUAAUUGCUAGUUAUUCUCAUCUCUGUUUGGUGAACAUAUCUGAAUUGGAAAUCUUUGCUCAUGAUCCAUUUGGAUAAUGUCAGGCAGUUGAAUUUUGUCAGGCAGUUGAAUUUUGUUCGAAUUUUUGUCUUGCUAACGUAAUUUUGUAAAUGUACUUUAAAUGUUAUCUAACAUUACUUAAAUUAGUUUUAUAGUACAAAUUUAUAAUCCAUUUUAUGGCCUUUGGAAAGGUUUAUUACAGAGAAAUUAUAGUUAUGUAAAUAAAUAACUGUUGAGGUUCUUUUGGUAAAUGAGAAAGAUUAGUCAAUUACGGA
Molecule: messenger RNA, 3355 nt
Organism: Mercurialis annua (annual mercury)
Lineage: Eukaryota; Viridiplantae; Streptophyta; Magnoliopsida; Malpighiales; Euphorbiaceae
Exons: 8
Coding region: 289-2412 (707 amino acids)
Molecular function (GO): protein binding
Source: RefSeq, a predicted model, not a curated record